Molecule: messenger RNA, 1651 nt
Organism: Rhodotorula graminis WP1
Lineage: Eukaryota; Fungi; Basidiomycota; Microbotryomycetes; Sporidiobolales; Sporidiobolaceae
Exons: 12
Coding region: 1-1608 (535 amino acids)
Biological process (GO): carbohydrate transport; transmembrane transport
Cellular component (GO): membrane
Molecular function (GO): carbohydrate:proton symporter activity
Source: RefSeq, a predicted model, not a curated record
AUGCCGACCGUCGCGACCGCCUUUCACGAGUUUGACGAGGCGUACAAGCGCUCCGGCCCCUGGUGGCGCGACCGAGGGCUCGUCACGCUCAACCUCGCCCUCCUCGUCAUCUACAUCACCCAGGGAAACAAUGGAUACGACUCGGCGCUCAUCUCGGGCUACCAGGCCAUGCAGCCUUGGCGAGCCGACCUCGGCAACCCUUCGCCGUCCAAGAUCGGGUUCCUCAACCUCGUCGCGUACUGCGCCGGCUUGUCGACCGCGCCCAUCGCCGCCUACGCGUCGGACCGCUGGGGUCGGCGCCUGUGCCUCCGGUACGCGGCCUUGACCAUGGUCGUCGGGUCCGUCCUGGGCACCUGUGCGGGCGAGGGCAACACGUCGGCCUACGGGCUCUUUCUGGGCUCUCGAGCGAUCAUUGGUUCGGGCCUCGCCUUUGCCGUCAUCAUCUCGCCCAUCCUCCUGCAAGAGCUGCCUCAUCCGUCGCAGCGCCAGACCGCCGCGAGCCUGUUCAACACGUGCUACAUCCUCGGCAGCAUCGUCGCGGCCUGGACCAUCUUCGGCACCGGGUCGCUCUCGACGUCUUGGUCCUGGCGCAUCCCUUACAUCAUCCAGAUCGGCCCCGCCAUGUUCGCCCUCGUCGCCGUCUUCUUCGUCCCCGAAUCGCCCCGGUUUCACCUCGGUCGCGGCGACGAGCAGGCCUGCCUCGACUUUCUCGUGCGGUACCACGGCAACGGCGAGGAGACCGAGCUCGUCCGGUUCGAGUACGAGGAGAUGAAGGACACGCUGCGCAAGGAGCGCGAGGCGACCCAGUUCGGGUGGUCGAUCCUGUGGGCGACGUCGGCAAAUCGGCGACGGACGGCGCUCGUCCUGUGGGUCGGCUUCUGUCAGUGCAUGUCGGGCCAGGCCAUCAUCACCUUCUACUACACGAGCAUCCUCUCUCUCGUCGGCUUGAAGGACACGCGGCGAGUAACAGGGAUCAACGGUGGCCUGCAGAUCUUCAACUGGAUGGCCUCUCUCCUCGGAGUGUGGCUCGUGCCGCGAGUACCUCGUCGCAAGCUCCUGAUGACGGCGUGGGUCGGCGUCUUGGUCUCGAACGUGUGGCUCAUUGUCGCGUCGGCCUUGUACGCCCAGAACGGCGGCAAAGGCGCAGGCAUCGCUGCCGUCGUCGCAGUAUGGCUCUACGACUUCUUCUUCAACCUCGUCUGCGGGCCGCUUUUCUUCAGCUACACGGCCGAGGUCCUCCCGUUCUACAUGCGCGCCAAAGGCAUGAUGGCCAACGCCCUCCUCACCAAGUCGCUCUCCAUCUUCAACUCUUAUGUCAACUCGGUCGCCCUCGCCUCGAUCGGCUGGAAGUACUACCUCGUCUACACCGUCCUCAUCGUCAUACAGCUCGCCGGGUGGUACGCCCUCGCCGUCAACACGAACGGGCUCACGCUCGAGGAGAUCGCGCUCCUGUUCGAGAAGCCCGAGGGCGCCGUUCCCGAUGUCGACCGCGCCGUCGCCGUCGCGCACCUCGCGCAUCUCAAGUCGAACAGCAAGUUUGACGACGAGAGCCUGAGGAGCCCGUCGACGCCAGGAGAGGGCCCGUCGUCGUCGUCGCUGCGGAAGUAGAGGUCUCUCGAGCCGUCGCCCCUGUUGUUGUCCCCUCUCGUCG